AUGAUCCGCCAAAGAAUUACCAUCCACAACCCAUCGGCCUCCCAUGACGGCCUAAUCACUCAUAUGGACAAGUCGUCGUUCCAAUUGAACGCCCCUCCCGAAGGCUUCUACGUGGAAAAGCGCAUCAUCGUGCCUAAAUCCCACCCAUUUCCGCUCAUUGAGCUGUUACGAGUCCAAGUCAAGGCCAACGAGGCAGUGGAUGGCAACCCACUCUUCAACUUUCCCACCACCCAGGGCACGGCAUUCUACGUAGAACCAAGCUCUGAGUACACCAGUGACCAGCAAAAGGACUUAAUCGAGCAGUCACAAGCUCUUGUGGAGCAAUUCACCCACAGUAUCAACGGCACCCAGUGGAUAGGUGCUUUGAAGACCAUCUACCUCUACAACGAAACCGUGGACCCUGAGCUCAUGCAGAACAUCGACAGAAUCACGCCUGGAACGAAGCUCCUUGUGGACGACUUCUCAAUUCUCGAUAUAUUUGUGUCUAAAGGUGGAAUGGUCCUCAAACAGGUCUACCACACUAACGAGCCUCUCAGCUUUGAGACCGACCCAGCCAUAAGCACCGAGGUGGGGCUUUUCUUGGUCGACCCUGCUGUGUCUACUCCCGAUGAUUUGGUCCUUUCAGGGCUCCGUGUGCUCUUGAACCAGGACGAAGACGAGGAAAACUACCACAAGACAAUGUUCCACUUUAAGCCUAGACACAGACACCUCGACGACUUUCCCGUGGAGUCAACCAUCACUGAAAACGGUCUUCAUCCAAUACUCAGCACCAAGUUCAAGAACGGCAUUCCAAAGCCAUCUGAUGACGAUAUCCAAGAGUGCAAGUUAUACUACCAUUUGAAUUUGGCUCGUUCGCUUAUUUUUGACAAGUACCAAUCAGUACCUGAAGGUGCCCGUUUGGUGGUGCAGAAUGGAAAAACUGAAUUAGAGGCUCCAGUUUACAAGGUUCACGAGUGGGGUAAUGAAAUUUUGUUCGAGUUUGAUGAUUUUAACUCAUCAAGCAUUGAUUUCACUCUCCAUUCUAGAUAUCAAGCCCCUGAUCAAUCAGAAAGUAUCACCAUUGCUUCCAACCCCAAACCAGAGGUAUUUGUCGCAUGUUCCAUUUCCGAGGAUCACCUUUUGGAUUACUCCCCCUUGGAUAACAAGGCCCCAAUUGGAGGUAAUUACGAAUUGUAUUUCACCAACGAUACGGUGUUUUACCACUUUCCACACUUGAAUGAGGGACUCAUUGAUGUGAAAGUUCCCCACGGGACAUCUGACUUCGCUCUGGUUAACACGAUUACUACAAUAGCCGUUGCAGCAGGUUUGUACAUUGUUCUUGCAAGCUUACUUAAAAGUGCAUUAGGAAGAGGAAAAAUCACAAAAGAAAAGAAGGACCAGUAG
This is a messenger RNA of Suhomyces tanzawaensis NRRL Y-17324, 1383 nucleotides long. RefSeq lists its product as uncharacterized. Gene Ontology annotation, molecular function: mannosyltransferase activity. Gene Ontology annotation, cellular component: glycosylphosphatidylinositol-mannosyltransferase I complex; endoplasmic reticulum membrane. Lineage: Eukaryota; Fungi; Ascomycota; Pichiomycetes; Serinales; Debaryomycetaceae. The record is from RefSeq and is a predicted model, not a curated record. The transcript has a single exon. Gene Ontology annotation, biological process: GPI anchor biosynthetic process; protein processing. The coding region runs from base 1 to 1383 and encodes 460 amino acids.